Molecule: messenger RNA, 498 nt
Organism: Drepanopeziza brunnea f. sp. 'multigermtubi' MB_m1
Lineage: Eukaryota; Fungi; Ascomycota; Leotiomycetes; Helotiales; Drepanopezizaceae
Source: RefSeq, a predicted model, not a curated record
AUGAAGUCUGUCCGCCAAGGCGAAAAUCUUGGAGACGCAUGGCCUAAGUAUUAUCCCUCGAGGGUGCCUCAAAAGUUUAGUUUCCACUUUAAGCCCCCUGGUUACCCAACCCUCGAGGGACUAUGUAAUGUCCUAGAGUUCUUGGUAAUCGACAGUUACCUUGACUAUAAUUCGGGGAAAAAACCCGACCUGCAGCGCCAGGUCGGCACCACCAGGGCGGGACAUAAAGUAGUAGAAUCGCUUACUUUUGAUGUAUUUCUGCCGUCACAGGUCCCUGCGCUGAUUAAGCGAAGAGGCUCAACAAAGUCCCUUCUCGAGCUCGAAAAGCCAAGCGCCAAGGCUCUCCAAUCAGCGGCCAUUGUAAUCGGUCCCGGUUCUAAAGAUGAUGGAGCAGAAAGCGACUAUGACUUAGCAGCUGAUAAAAGCGAUUCUGAACUUAACGAUCAUAUUGAGAGUGAAAAAGAAAGAGAUGGUGCGACGGGUUACGAUAAUUAUUGA